Messenger RNA from Oryctolagus cuniculus (rabbit), 2270 nucleotides. RefSeq names its product SIX homeobox 2 (gene SIX2). The record is from RefSeq and is a predicted model, not a curated record. Gene Ontology annotation, cellular component: transcription regulator complex; nucleus. Gene Ontology annotation, biological process: kidney development; regulation of transcription by RNA polymerase II. Lineage: Eukaryota; Metazoa; Chordata; Mammalia; Lagomorpha; Leporidae. Gene Ontology annotation, molecular function: DNA-binding transcription factor activity, RNA polymerase II-specific; RNA polymerase II cis-regulatory region sequence-specific DNA binding.
GGCCCGCCGGGGCUCGGGUUACCAGUGACUGACAGCGUCUCCAUGGCGAAUAAUUUGACUCCGACUAUUGUCUGGCGCGGGCAGGCCCCAGGUCAGAUAACCGGACCAAUCAGGGCGCGGGCCGCCGCGCCUCAUGCCCGCUUAGAAUAAUAUUAUUAAAAAAGCUGCGAGCGAGCUAGACGGGAGGGAGAGCAAGCGAGAGGCGAGCAAGGGAGCGGCGGGCGGGCGCGGAGCAUGCGGAGCGGCGCCCCGGGCGGCCCCCGGGCUUGGGCGAGGGCGCAGAAGAGGCGCGCGGGCGGCCGGGGCGCGGAGCUGCGUGGGACCCGCGGCCGGCGCGGGGACGUCCUGCAGUGACUCGGGGCGCGCCGGGAGCCAGCGCCCGGCCGGGGGGCCCGCCCCGCCCGCCUCUCGGCUCUGACGGCCCGGCGGGGAGGCGCCCAUGCAGGACCGCGCGGCGCGGUGAGGGCGCGCGCGGGCGGGCGGGGGCGCAGCCGGCACCAUGUCCAUGCUGCCCACCUUCGGCUUCACGCAGGAGCAAGUGGCGUGCGUGUGCGAGGUGUUGCAGCAGGGCGGCAACAUCGAGCGGCUGGGCCGCUUCCUGUGGUCGCUGCCCGCCUGCGAGCACCUCCACAAGAAUGAAAGCGUGCUCAAGGCCAAGGCCGUGGUGGCCUUCCACCGCGGCAACUUCCGCGAGCUCUACAAGAUCCUGGAGAGCCACCAGUUCUCGCCGCACAACCACGCCAAGCUGCAGCAGCUGUGGCUCAAGGCGCACUACAUCGAGGCCGAGAAGCUGCGCGGCCGGCCCCUGGGCGCUGUGGGCAAAUACCGCGUGCGCCGCAAGUUCCCGCUGCCGCGCUCCAUCUGGGACGGCGAGGAGACCAGCUACUGCUUCAAGGAGAAGAGCCGCAGCGUGCUGCGCGAGUGGUACGCGCACAACCCUUACCCGUCACCGCGCGAGAAGCGCGAGCUGGCCGAGGCCACCGGCCUCACCACCACGCAGGUCAGCAACUGGUUCAAGAACCGGCGGCAGCGCGACCGGGCGGCCGAGGCCAAGGAAAGGUACGAGGAGAACAGCGAAAACGCCAAUUCCAACAGCCAUAACCCGCUGGCUUCGUCGCUGAACGGCAGCGGCAAGUCGGUGCUGGGGAGCUCCGAGGACGAGAAGACGCCGUCGGGGACGCCGGACCACUCGUCGUCCAGCCCCGCGCUGCUGCUCAGCCCUCCGCCGCCCCCCGGGUUGCCGUCCCUGCACAGCCUGGGCCACCCUCCGGGCCCCAGCGCAGUGCCCGUGCCCGUGCCGGGCGGAGGCGGUGCGGACCCACUGCAGCACCACCACGGCCUGCAGGACUCCAUUCUCAACCCCAUGUCGGCCAACCUCGUGGACCUGGGCUCCUAGAGCGCCGCUCGCCUCGGCGCGUUGCCCUCCGGGCUGGGCGCCGGGGACCCAGAGCGGCGGCGUCCGGAGAGGGCGCCCGGCGCCGGCGGCCCCACCAGGUACUUCGAGACCCGCGCAUUGAGCGGGCAGAGCCGUCGGUCCCGGGGAAGAGCAGAAGGCCGUCUGUUUUGGUCUUGGUUCGGGAUUUGUUUUCAACAGGUUGCUUUUGAGAUCCUUCCGGGGCUGGGGCCCCGGGAUGGGCCUCGAACCAGGAAAGGGAAUCCAUGACACUCCGCUCCCGUUCUCUCUCCCACCCGUUGUCUCCUCCUUUCCUUCCUUUUUCUUUUUUCUCUUUUUCCCUGCGUGUCUGGCUCGCCACCUCGUGUGUAUGCUUGCGCGUGUGUUUCUCUCCGCUCUUUUCUCCCGCCAUUCCUGCGCUCCGUAUUCUGGCCCCUGGUUCCCACCUCUCUCCCCUCUACACCCUGUUUCCCACCCUGCCCCUCCCUCCCGUCUCCUACCUCCACGUUCAGCAGAGGGGGAGGCAGAAGAGGGACGACCCGGCUUUUGAAUGCUGAUGGUCUCCAGCCUCCCCCCACCCACCACACGCGUGCCCCAGGAGUCUGUGGGAGCUGCAGGUGUCAGCUUUUCCUGCUUACUUAAGCGAAAGAGAAAGGGCGGCGCCGCAGACGCCCCUGACCUCCCUGGCCGCCGGCCUCUGCCUCCGCGAGGCCCCGCGCGCUGUGCUCUCCCCGGUCUCCCGGGACGGUGGCCACAGAGUUCCCAGCAGAUCGCGCCUCCCGAGCCGCGGACUUGCCGUCCCCCUGUUAACGCCCUCAUGUGAAUGUUCCUCGGGAAAUAUUUCUGCUUUUAUUUUAUAAUAAAAUUAGAAAUCAUA